AUGUAUAACCAUGAAAAAGUAGGAAUUGGACCUGGAUCGUUCUCAUCGUGGAUCGUCUGGAAUAUGUGGAUAGCAAGGAACCAACUCAUCUUCCAGAAGAGAGAAUUCACGCCAGAGGAGACAAUCACAAAAGCGAUCACCGAAGCUCGGGAAUGGAUUCUGCUCCAGGAAUCUCCGCCUAAUCCAUCUCCGUCGCACCCUAAUAGGAACUUGGAUCCCCAACCUCGAACUGCCCAGAUACACCUGUAUACCGAUGCUACUUGGAACUUGACAACGGAAAAUGCAGGACUUGGAUGGAUCUUCGAUGUUGCAGGAUCUAUCACCUCCUUUUCAGCGACCGCAGGAUCUGUAACGUCGCCCCUUAUGGCGGAAACAUUGGCUAUGCGAAAAGCCAUAAUCUCUGCCCAUGAUCGUGGACUCGAUUCUAUUCUCAUCCUUUCUGAUUCUCAAGUUCUCGUUACCUUGAUCAACAAUCGCUCAAGGAAUUUGGAAAUUGCAGGAAUCAUCAACGACAUAUAUCUUUUAGCGUGUUUGUUUAAUUCCAUCUCGUUUAAGUUUAUCCCCAGAGAAGUUAAUGUUAUGGCUGACUCUAUGGCCAAACAGGCCAUGAACUCAAUGUUUCUAGCUGCCCGGCCAUCGCCGUCAAAAAAAGUCUACAGAGCCUUUGACCAAGAAGAAGGCAUCGAAGUCGCGUGUUACCAAGUCAAGCUCAGCUGUUUCUUCGACGAUCCCGCCAUGACGGAGAGGCUUUACUCGGAGGUGAGGCUCCUCAAGAGCCUCAAGAAGAGCAGCAUCAUCGCCUUGUACAAGGUGUGGAGAGACAAGAGGAGCAACACGCUGAACUUCAUCACCGAGAUUUGUACCUCGGGAAACUUGAGAGAGUAUAGGAAGAAGCAUAGACACAUGCCAAUGAGAGCUUUGAAGAAGUGGUCUAAGCAGAUACUUAAGGGAUUGGUUUAUCUCCACACGCAUGAUCCUUGCAUUAUCCAUAGAUAUCUUAACUGCAGCAACGUUUUCGUUAAUGGAAACAUCAGUCAGGUUAAGAUUGGCGAUCUUGGAUUGGCUGCAAUCGUGGGGAAGAACCAUUCAGCUCACUCGAUCCUCAGGACACCAGAGUUCAUGGCUCCUGAGCUAUACGAUGAGGAGAACGACCUACGAACACGCAACGGACGUGAUAUCUAUCUGCGGCUGAGGGAUUCGCAGUCGAGAAGAAAGGAGAAGGAGAGAAGACUAAAUCGAGACGAUACUGUUUUUGGGAGAGGAAGAGAAAGUACCUUAGAUCCGGAUCCUGUAGACGUGGAGCAGCUAGCUUGGCGACUGGUGUCCUCCACCCCAUCGGCGGAGGGAGAUGCAGAGGCGCCGCCACUUCCAGAUUCGCCGCUCCAGGAGAGCGGAGUCUUCGGACUACCUCUAACCGAAUCCACAUCCUUCUUCAACGUAACGCCACCAAAUGCUUAUGAUCCACAUGUGAACACGUGAGAUCCGGGAAACAAUCUAGAUAUUUUGGAUGAGAUUGUUAGUAAAGUUUGGAUGAGAUCAUCAAUUAUACAGUUUAUAAGCCUCACUAAACUAAAUAUUUAGUUUGUUUAUUAUGUUCGUCAAAGGGAUAGUACCUGGUGAGAGGUGGCCAUGAAGUCUGGGCUUCAGAGAGAAUGUGUUCCUCAUGUUUGUUCAGUGAAUCUAAUAGCGAUAGGAGCAUCACAAAACCUGAAGUUAGUGUUGCUUCUUGCAACAUCAAAAACACUGAGCUCAUAAAGCGAGCAUUCUUUCAAAACGUGUUUGAAUGUGAGCAUGUAAUAAAUUCUCUCUUUUUUGAUAAAAUAUAAAAUUAAAGUAUUUUUAUUUGUUACA
Molecule: messenger RNA, 1851 nt
Organism: Brassica napus (rape)
Lineage: Eukaryota; Viridiplantae; Streptophyta; Magnoliopsida; Brassicales; Brassicaceae
Exons: 3
Coding region: 1-1479 (492 amino acids)
Biological process (GO): protein phosphorylation; intracellular signal transduction
Cellular component (GO): cytoplasm
Molecular function (GO): protein serine/threonine kinase activity; RNA-DNA hybrid ribonuclease activity; nucleic acid binding
Source: RefSeq, a predicted model, not a curated record